Pelodiscus sinensis (Chinese soft-shelled turtle) is the source of this 936-nucleotide messenger RNA. Its product is annotated as olfactory receptor 51G2-like. Lineage: Eukaryota; Metazoa; Chordata; Testudines; Trionychidae. Gene Ontology annotation, biological process: G protein-coupled receptor signaling pathway. The record is from RefSeq and is a predicted model, not a curated record. Gene Ontology annotation, cellular component: plasma membrane. Gene Ontology annotation, molecular function: G protein-coupled receptor activity; olfactory receptor activity.
AUGUCAGCUGUCAAUGACACACAAGUCACACAUACUGUGUUCUUUCUCACCGGGAUACCUGGGCAGGAAAACGUUUAUCUCUGGAUCUCUAUUCCAUUCUGUUUAAUAUAUGCUAUUUUGAUACUGGGCAAUUCACUCAUUCUGUUCAUUAUAAAAACAGACCCAAGCCUCCAUGAGCCCAUGUACAUUUUUCUUUGCAUGUUGGCCCUCACAGACCUUGGCUUAUCGGCAGCCACCAUGCCGACAAUACUGGGCAUAUUUUUGUUUAACUCUACAGAGAUCACCCUGGAUGCCUGUUUUACCCAGCUCUUCUUCAUCCAUUUUACUCAAACCACUGAAUCCGCUGUGCUCCUGUCAAUGGCCUUUGACCGCUUUGUUGCUAUUAGUAACCCGCUGAGAUAUGCUUCCAUCUUAACCCUGCCAAGAAUAGCCAAGAUGGGGCUGGUGUGUGUGCUAAGGGGAGUGGCCGUCAUACUCCCCCUCCCCCUUCUCCUGAAACGGUACCGAUACUGUCGAGACAACGUCCUCUCCCAUUCCUACUGCCUGCACCAGGAAGUCAUGAACAUGGCUUGUGCAGACAUCACGGUCAACAACAUCUAUGGCAUGUCGGGUGCACUUUCCACCAUGGGUUUGGACGCCAUCCUGAUCUUCCUCUCUUAUGUGAUGAUCCUCAAAACAGUGCUGAGCAUCGCUUCCCGGGCAGAAGGUCUCAAGGCUCUGAACACCUGCGUCUCCCACCUCUGCAUUGUCCUGCUCUUCUACACCCCAGAGAUCAGCUUGACUGUGAUACACAGAUUCAUGAAGAGCUCUUCUCACUUGCUUCAGAUAAUCCUGGGUUACGUCUACCUGCUGGUCCCUCCCCUGAUGAACCCAGUGGUGUACAGCGUGAAAAGCAAACACCUCCGUGCGAGGUUAAUCAGGCUAUUUGUCAAGUGA